Molecule: messenger RNA, 6527 nt
Organism: Ornithorhynchus anatinus (platypus)
Lineage: Eukaryota; Metazoa; Chordata; Mammalia; Monotremata; Ornithorhynchidae
Gene: CHD5
Product: chromodomain helicase DNA binding protein 5
Exons: 42
Coding region: 116-6061 (1981 amino acids)
Biological process (GO): chromatin remodeling; negative regulation of transcription by RNA polymerase II
Cellular component (GO): chromatin; NuRD complex; nucleus
Molecular function (GO): ATP binding; ATP hydrolysis activity; histone binding
Source: RefSeq, a predicted model, not a curated record
CCAUCUUCUCGCCCAGCCGGCCUCGCCCGCUGCGCCCGGCCGGCCGCGCACGGGUUAAAGCUGGCACCGCGCCCCGCGGGGGGGGCACCCACCUCCCCUCCCCCCCGCGCCGGGCAUGCGGGGCCCGCUGGCCACCGACGAGGACCCGCCGCAGCCGCCCGACGAGGAGCAGCAGCAGGAGGACGAGGAGGAGGAGGAGGAGGAGGAGAUGGAGAACGAGGAGGACAUGUCAGAAGAAGAGGACGGGGGCCUUGAAGGCCUGGAGGAAUUCUACCCUGAGGAGCUGAUGAGCUUGCCCAGGAAGAAGAAAUCCAAAAAGCUCAAGGAGAACAAGGCAUCCAAAGUGAGGCGAAGGAAGAAAGAGGGGAGCCACGAUGAGCUGUCCGACAAUGAAGACGACAUGGAGGAGAAGUCAGAGAGCGAGGGCAGUGACUACAAUCCCAACAAAAAGAAGAAGAAAAAGCUCAAAGAGAAGAAGGAGAAAAAAUCUAAAAGGAAAAAGAAAGAAGAUGACGAGGAUGAUAAUGAAGACGGGGGCUUAAAGGAGCCCAAGUCCUCAGCCCAGCUCAUGGAAGAGUGGGGCCUGGAUGAUGUGGACUAUGCGUUUUCGGAGGAAGACUACCACACGUUGACCAAUUACAAAGCCUUCAGUCAGUUUCUCAGGCCUCUCAUCGCCAAGAAGAACCCAAAGAUCCCCAUGUCCAAGAUGAUGACGGUGCUCGGGGCCAAGUGGCGAGAGUUCAGUGCCAACAACCCGUUUAAGGGGAGCUCGGCCGCUGCGGCUGCUGCGGCCGUAGCAGCGGCAGUGGAGACGGUCACCAUUGCCCCCCCACUGGCCAUCACCCUCCAGCAGGCGGCUCAGCCGGUGCCCAUCCGGAAGGCCAAAACCAAGGAGGGCAAAGGGCCCGGCGUGAGGAAGAAGAUCAAGAGCUCAAAGGACGGGAAGAAGAAGGGGAAAGGGAAGAAGGUGGCAGCUGGGCUGAAGUUCCGCUUUGGAGGGAUCGCCAGCAAGAGGAAAAAGGGGUCUUCGAGCGAGGAAGAUGAGCGGGAGGAGUCGGACUUGGACAGCGCCAGCAUCAACAGCUCUUCUGUGCGCUCCGAGUGCUCGGCCGGCCUGGGGAAGCGGGGGAAGAGGAGGAGGAAGAAAAAGAGGAUCGACGAAGGGGACGGCUAUGAGACGGACCACCAGGACUACUGUGAAGUGUGCCAGCAGGGAGGAGAGAUCAUCUUGUGCGAUACCUGUCCCCGGGCCUACCACCUUGUCUGCUUGGAUCCAGAACUGGAGAAGGCCCCUGAGGGGAAGUGGAGUUGCCCACACUGCGAGAAGGAAGGGAUCCAGUGGGAGCCAAAGGAGGAGGAUGAAGAGGAGGAAGAGGGGGGCGAGGAGGAGGACGACCAUAUGGAGUUCUGCCGCGUGUGCAAGGAUGGAGGGGAGCUGCUGUGCUGCGACACCUGCCCCUCCUCUUACCACCUGCACUGCCUGAACCCGCCGCUGCCGGAAAUACCAAACGGUGAAUGGCUCUGCCCUCGCUGUACAUGCCCCCCCUUGAAGGGGAAGGUCCAGCGGAUUCUGCACUGGGUAUGGACGGAGCCUCCUGCCCCCUUGACCAUCGAUCUCUCUGCUUCGGACGCGGACCCCAGCCGGCCCCAGCCCAAGGCCCUGGAGGGCAUCCCGGAACGGGAGUUCUUUGUGAAAUGGGCUGGACUCUCCUACUGGCACUGCUCUUGGGUCAAGGAACUGCAGCUGGAGCUGUACCACACCGUCAUGUACCGCAACUAUCAAAGAAAGAACGACAUGGACGAACCUCCGGCGUUCGACUACGGUUCUGGAGACGAAGAUGGCAAGAGCGAGAAGAGGAAGAACAAAGACCCACAGUACGCCAAGAUGGAGGAGAACUUCUACCGCUACGGGAUCAAGCCGGAGUGGAUGAUGAUCCACCGGGUUCUGAACCACAGCUUCGAUAAGAAGGGGGACGUCCAUUACCUGAUCAAGUGGAAAGACCUUCCCUACGACCAGUGUACCUGGGAGAUGGAUGACAUCGACAUCCCUUACUAUGAGAACCUAAAACAAGGUUACUGGAAUCACAGGGAGCUGAUGUUGGGGGAAGAUACCAGGCCGCCCAAGAGACUCAACAAGAAAGGAAGGAAACUGAAGGACGAGAAGCUGGAAAAGCCUCCGGAGACGCCAGUUGUGGAUCCCACCGUGAAGUUUGACAAGCAGCCAUGGUACAUCGACUGCACGGGCGGCACACUCCACCCUUACCAGCUGGAGGGGCUCAACUGGCUGAGGUUCUCCUGGGCCCAGGGCACGGACACCAUCCUGGCUGACGAGAUGGGUCUGGGGAAGACAGUGCAGACCAUAGUGUGCCUGUAUUCCCUGUAUAAGGAGGGUCACUCGAAAGGGCCAUACCUGGUCAGCGCUCCCCUCUCCACCAUCAUCAACUGGGAGCGGGAGUUCGAGAUGUGGGCGCCCGACUUCUACGUGGUCACGUACACUGGGGACAAGGAGAGCCGCUCCGUGAUCCGGGAGAACGAGUUCUCCUUUGAGGACAACGCCAUCCGCAGUGGCAAGAAGGUUUUCCGCAUGAAGAAAGAGGCCCAGAUCAAGUUCCACGUCCUGCUGACUUCCUACGAGCUCAUCACCAUUGACCAGGCGGUCCUGGGGUCCAUCGAGUGGGCCUGUCUUGUAGUGGACGAGGCCCAUCGGCUCAAGAACAACCAGUCCAAGUUCUUCCGGGUGCUGAACAGCUACAAGAUCGACUACAAGCUGCUGCUCACUGGCACGCCCCUGCAGAACAACCUCGAGGAGCUGUUCCAUCUCCUUAACUUCCUGACCCCAGAGAGGUUCAAUAACCUGGAGGGCUUCCUGGAGGAGUUUGCUGACAUCUCCAAGGAGGAUCAGAUCAAAAAGCUGCACGACCUGCUGGGUCCUCACAUGCUGCGGCGGCUCAAGGUCGACGUGUUCAAGAAUAUGCCCGCCAAGACGGAACUCAUCGUCAGGGUGGAACUGAGCCAGAUGCAGAAGAAAUACUACAAGUUCAUCCUGACCAGGAAUUUUGAGGCCCUGAAUUCUAAGGGUGGGGGAAACCAGGUGUCACUGCUCAACAUCAUGAUGGACCUGAAGAAGUGCUGCAAUCAUCCCUACCUCUUCCCCGUGGCUGCUGUGGAGGCACCGGUCCUGCCCAAUGGGUCAUACGAUGGCAGCUCACUGGUCAAGUCUUCGGGGAAACUCAUGCUGCUGCAGAAGAUGCUGAAAAAGCUCCGGGAUGGAGGCCACCGUGUUUUGAUCUUUUCCCAGAUGACCAAAAUGCUUGACCUGCUGGAGGACUUCCUGGAAUACGAGGGCUACAAAUAUGAGCGGAUUGAUGGCGGGAUCACUGGCGGACUCCGGCAAGAAGCAAUUGACAGAUUUAAUGCUCCAGGGGCUCAACAGUUCUGCUUCCUCCUCUCCACCCGGGCUGGCGGGCUGGGCAUCAACCUGGCAACAGCUGACACCGUCAUCAUCUAUGACUCCGACUGGAACCCGCACAACGACAUCCAGGCCUUCAGUCGCGCCCACCGCAUCGGGCAGAACAAGAAGGUGAUGAUCUACCGGUUCGUGACACGGGCGUCGGUGGAGGAGCGCAUCACCCAGGUGGCCAAGCGCAAGAUGAUGCUGACCCAUCUGGUGGUGCGGCCCGGCCUGGGAUCCAAGUCCGGGUCCAUGACCAAGCAGGAGCUGGAUGACAUUCUCAAGUUUGGCACUGAGGAGCUCUUCAAGGAUGACGUGGAAGGCAUGAUGUCUCAGUGCCAACGGAUCAACGUACCCGAGCCUGCCCCUUCCUUCCCCGAUGUCCCGUCUGCUAAAGGUGGUGCCUUAGCACCAGGGGCUAAGAAAAAGCAUGGCAGCACCCCCCCAGGUGAUAAUAAGGAUGUGGAGGACAGCAGCGUCAUCCACUACGACGAUGCUGCCAUCUCGAAGCUGUUGGACCGGAACCAGGAUGCGACAGACGACACGGACCUGCAGAACAUGAAUGAGUACCUCAGCUCCUUUAAAGUGGCCCAGUAUGUUGUGAGAGAAGAAGAUGGUGUGGAGGAGGUGGAGCGGGAGAUCAUCAAGCAGGAGGAGAACGUGGACCCCGACUACUGGGAGAAGCUUCUGCGCCACCACUACGAGCAGCAGCAGGAGGACCUGGCCCGCAACCUGGGCAAGGGCAAACGCAUCCGCAAGCAAGUCAACUACAACGAUGCCUCUCAGGAGGAUCAGGAGUGGCAGGAUGAGCUGUCUGACAACCAGUCCGAGUAUUCCAUCGGCUCUGAGGAUGAGGAUGAAGACUUCGAAGAGAGGCCGGAAGGUCAGAGUGGGCGACGCCAAUCCCGGAGGCAGCUGAAGAGUGACAGAGACAAGCCUUUGCCCCCGCUGCUGGCUAGAGUCGGAGGCAACAUUGAGGUCCUUGGAUUCAAUGCUCGGCAGCGGAAAGCCUUCUUGAACGCCAUCAUGCGCUGGGGCAUGCCCCCACAGGACGCUUUCAACUCUCACUGGCUGGUCCGAGACCUGCGGGGCAAGAGCGAGAAAGAAUUUAGGGCAUACGUUUCCCUCUUCAUGAGGCACUUGUGCGAGCCGGGGGCUGACGGGGCCGAGACCUUCGCCGAUGGUGUCCCGAGGGAAGGGCUGUCCCGGCAGCAUGUGCUGACCCGGAUCGGCGUCAUGUCCCUGGUUAGGAAGAAGGUCCAGGAGUUUGAACACGUCAAUGGGAAGUACAGCACCCCCGAUCUGAUACCCGAGGGGGCCGAGAUCAAGAAACCCAGCGAGGUCGUCUCCUCGGACCCCAACACCCCGGUCCCCGCCAGCCCCGCGCCCAUCCAGCCCAGCCCCAUGGCCCUGUCGGACAAACCAGACAUGCCGUUGAGUUUCUUGGAUGAGAAGGAGCUGAUGGAGCAGAAAGCGAAGAGGCUGCCGGAGCCCCAAGGACCAGCAGGGGCCGACAGGGCCGAGGGUGAGGAGAGGCAGGCGAGUCCGGAGAGCAAAGAGAAGCCCGGGGAGGAGAAAGCGGAGGAGGGAGAGCCGACUGAAUCCCCCACAGAUCAGUCGCUGAAAGACGAAGCCAGGCUGGAGAGAGACCGGGUGUUGGAAAAGCGGGAGCCUUACGCCGGCCUCGGCAAAGGGGAGGAGAGAGACGCCAAGUCAGAGGACCCCACGGUGGUGGCAGUGGCGGCGGAGGAGAGGGAGCCAGGGGAAAGCCAGCAGAAUGGAGAGAAAGACGACGAUGAUGACGAGGCAGGGAAGGAUGACAAAAAUGGGAAAUUCAAAUUCAUGUUCAACAUCGCUGAUGGUGGCUUCACAGAGCUGCACACCCUGUGGCAGAACGAGGAGAGGGCAGCCGUCUCCUCGGGCAAGAUCUAUGACAUCUGGCACCGACGGCAUGAUUACUGGCUGCUGGCGGGCAUCGUGACGCACGGCUACGCCCGCUGGCAGGAUAUCCAGAACGACCCACGCUACGUCAUCCUCAACGAACCCUUCAAGUCGGAGAUCCACAAGGGGAACUACCUGGAAAUGAAGAACAAGUUCCUGGCACGCAGGUUCAAGCUCUUGGAGCAGGCCCUGGUGAUCGAGGAGCAGCUGCGGAGAGCCGCCUACUUGAACAUGACCCAGGACCCCAACCACCCGGCCAUGGCCCUGAAUGCCCGCCUGGCCGAGGUGGAGUGCCUUGCCGAGAGCCACCAGCACCUGUCCAAGGAGUCUCUGGCGGGGAACAAGCCCGCCAAUGCCGUCCUGCACAAGGUUCUGAACCAGCUGGAAGAGCUACUGAGCGACAUGAAGGCCGAUGUGACCCGACUGCCAUCCAUGCUGUCCAGGAUCCCGCCCGUGGCUGCCCGCCUGCAGAUGUCUGAGCGCAGCAUCCUGAGCCGCCUGACCAACCGGGCCGGUGACCCCACUGUCCAGCAGGGCUCCUUUGGAGCUUCUCCGUUGUACAGCAGUAGCAGCAGCAGCAACUUUGGGCCCAAUUUCCGCGGCCCUGGCCCCGGCGGGAUUGUCAACUACAGCCAGAUGCCCCUGGGGCCCUACGUGACGGAUAUUUAGCCGUUAACAAGAUUUCCCUCUGUUGCAGUUCUCAUUCCCAGCUGAGCCACACCCAACGAUCCACCCUCCGGCCACCCCAGAGAGAAAGUAGCCGACUCCCCGACGGGGUCAGCCCGCGGCUCCAGGGGAAACUUGGUGAUGUCAUCUGCAUCGAAGACUAAGCCCCCAACUCCCUGUCCUGCUCUCCUGUGUCCCCACAACUGCCCCCAGCCCCAUCCCUAUCUCCCACUCCCCACCCCUGCUUCUGCCCCCGCCCCCGUCCCCCGUCCCGCCAGCUGCUCAGUAGGGCGGUGGGCCCACAUUUCAAGUGUUCUUCAAACAAAGGGGAAACUCUCGCAACAAGGAAACCACGUCACAGACUUCUUUGAAGGGAAUUUCAUUUCUUUGUACAUUUUUUGCACUUUCUUAUUGAAGACUUGAAGAGUUUGUCUUGAUAACCUUGGAUGAAUUGCGAAGGAUGAUCCUG